This is a messenger RNA of Cephus cinctus (wheat stem sawfly), 1871 nucleotides long. Its product is annotated as leucine-rich repeat-containing protein 59. The record is from RefSeq and is a predicted model, not a curated record. NCBI's taxonomy places the organism in Eukaryota, Metazoa, Arthropoda, Insecta, Hymenoptera, Cephidae. The coding region runs from base 155 to 1072 and encodes 305 amino acids. Gene Ontology annotation, molecular function: protein binding. The transcript has 10 exons.
UCUAAUUGGUAUGUCGACAUAAUGCUUUCCUUUAGUCAUUUUACGUGAAAUGUUUUUUUUUGUAUGUGACUUUUUUUGAAUGAGGUGUUGUCACUCUCGCUGUUGAGGUACUUUUCAACAUUAAGAAAUCAUCUUUAAUUAUUUACACAAUAAUAUGGCUGCAUUAACAAACUUAAGGGAUAAACUUGAAGAUGACACGUUGGAUCUCAGUUUAUGUGACCUCACUGAAGUGCCUGUUCGUGAGAUUGCUGCUAUUAAAAAAGCAGCAUUCUUGGAUCUGUCGAAUAACAGUUUAGUGUCAUUGCCUAAAAAUUUCAUCAUUCUGACGCAAGUGGUAAAGUUAGAUCUCAGUCAUAAUAUGUUGACAGAGAUUCCUGAAAAUUUUGGAGAAUUGCGACAACUUAAACAUUUGGACUUGUAUAGUAAUCAGAUUAGUAGAUUACCUCUGAGUUUGGGUGAGUUAAAGAAUUUGAAAUGGCUGGACCUCAAAAAUAAUCCACUAACACAAGCUGUUGCCAGUGUGGCGGGACCUUGUGGCAAUGCUAGUGAAUGCCAGACUUGUGCACGAAAUGUUGUUGCAUUCUUAUCCAAUGUGAAAAAAAGCAUAGAGGAAGAGAAGCUUAACAGAACAAAUGCAACACAAGCCGAUACAGUAAGGGAAACCGUUCCUUUGAAGAAAGAAAGUAAAAAGAAGAAAAAGAGGAAUGCAGACAAAGACAACAAGUCAAAGAUAGAAAAGGAAAAGUCUGCUAACCCCGAAAGUGAGCGACCAAAUAACUCACAUAGAAAUCAGUUAAAUGGAUCGACUGGCAAAACGUCAAUGAUUUCACAAAAAGAAAAUGGCAGAAGUACAAUAUGCCGUUCCUUUCUCUUAUUUAUUCUUGGCUUGAUAAUUCUGGGAGCUCUCGCUGCGGUAGCAGUAACUACACUUCCACCAAAAACACAUAGAGAACUCGAAAGAUCAUUCCCUGAUCAUCUGGAAAUACUAUUACCAAUCAAAGUAUUAAUUCUUUUUCAGCUUUGGCAAUUCACGUUAAUCGCUUGGAGGUCACAUAACUUGUGCUUUCAUUGAGACGUUCAAGAUAAAAAAGAAGUAAGAAUUAGAAUCGUCGAUAUAUGGGUAAUAGAAAUCCAUCAUUGAAGACACAUAGCACAUCAAUACGUCAUGAACGUCACGGAACACUGAAAUGCUAACCAGCGGCAAUGAGGAAUGUAAGCAAAUUGGAUAAAUAAUGUUAAUUUCCUGCGGUCGUUAUUCGUGAUGUCAAAGGGAAAAGAAAUUGUGUGUUCCUCAGUAUUCUCAGCUUGAGAAUAAAUUUUUUCUCUUAUCAUCGUGUCUACUAAGAACUGUCCAAGUUGAAGAAGUCUGAAAUUCAAACGUAAAUCCUUCAUUAAUGCAGUGGCUCCCAUUUUACUCUAUUGUGUAUAUUUUACUUGAAAAAACAAACACGUAAUUUUUAUCUGGAGUAAUAUAAUGGAGUAAUAUUCGUCUACGCCGUAUAUAGAUAUUUAUAAGUAUCUAGUCGACCUUUGCUAAUAAUUAUUAUCAAUAUCAAUUUAACUUUUUAAUUCUAACUCGUACUACCACUUCCAGAUGAUCACUGAUAUCGGCUUGUGUGAAAGAAGCGCCACUUAUAUUAACAUCAAUGCUUAUCCAGCAGUAGCUGAAGGUAACUAAGUGUUGCUAUUUAACGUGCAGUAUCUUUCUGAACCUACUUGUGAGAACGUCAUGACCGUUUAAGCGCCGCGAAGUAGAUUAUUGAAUCUAGUAGCUGUUUUACAUUCAGUUAAUCUGACAAUUGAGCUAAUUAGAACACUGGAAUAAUUACUUUUUACAUAGAUUAAAAAAUAAACUUUAAAAGACAAGUGAA